GUCCUUUGAUGUGAUGGGUAAAAGUAUGAUUUGAUGGAUAAAUUAUUAGUAAAAAGGUAUGAUGUGAUAGUUAGGGGCAACAGAGAAGCUCAUGUUUUCCAUUAAGAGAGGAGAUCUUGUCAAGCGCACUGGAUCUAUUGUGGAUGUUCCUGCGGGAAAGGCUAUGCUAGGACGUGUGGUCGACGCGUUGGGAGUACCUAUUGAUGGAAGAGGGGCUCUAAGCGAUCACGAGCGAAGACGUGUCGAAGUGAAAGCCCCUGGGAUUAUUGAAUGUAAAUCUGUGCACAAGCAUAUGCAAACAGCACCUACAAUCUUCGACUCCGCCACCGAAAACACAGCUCCCGUAGCAGCCCUGGAGCCCCUUUCGGCCACCGAAGACACAUCACCCGUAUCAGCGGGCGACAUGACGUCGUCCAGCGCUGCCGGAACUGGCAGCAGCACCAGUGCUGAAUUGAAGGACCAACUACCCGACGAGGCAGCACCCAUUGCCGACGAGGCAGCACCUAUAGCUGGUCGUGGGCAACGAGCACGUGUUGGAUCCGUCGGGAUAGGUCCGUUGCCUCGAGCUGCUUUGUCGUCCACGACCUCUACCCCGAGCGCCGUUGCCUCGCCCGCCACCGCGUCCAUAGCCGUUGCGCUGUCCGGAGGAGCCGCCCUCACCGUAGCUGCCGCCGUGCUGGAGCCUGCCGCCAUGGAAACCACCGCUGUCGCUGCUGCUGUGCUGGGGUCCCCCGCUACCGCCGCUGACGGCUGCCGACCACCGCCGUUGACGUCGGGCCUGCCGGCAAGAAGGGCCGUGCUACUCAAGUCGGCCAUGGGGUUGCGUUGUCGGUCCAAAAGCAUGAGAGCGGAGCGGGCUUGGAGAAAAGUGGGCAGCGGAUCCUGAAAUUGAAGAAAAGACGUCUGGGCUU
Cuscuta campestris is the source of this 911-nucleotide messenger RNA. The record is from the annotation of a GenBank genome assembly. NCBI's taxonomy places the organism in Eukaryota, Viridiplantae, Streptophyta, Magnoliopsida, Solanales, Convolvulaceae.